Colius striatus (speckled mousebird) is the source of this 2023-nucleotide messenger RNA. RefSeq names its product coagulation factor VII-like. Gene Ontology annotation, cellular component: extracellular region. Gene Ontology annotation, biological process: blood coagulation; proteolysis. Bases 324 to 1931 code for a protein of 535 amino acids. Gene Ontology annotation, molecular function: calcium ion binding; serine-type endopeptidase activity. The transcript is spliced from 9 exons. NCBI's taxonomy places the organism in Eukaryota, Metazoa, Chordata, Aves, Coliiformes, Coliidae. The record is from RefSeq and is a predicted model, not a curated record.
UCAAAGAUGCCACUCUUUCCUGAACAAAUGUGUUGCAGACAAGUGGCUGUUAUUGGUGGAGGACGUUCUGAAGAACUGUUGUCUUUGAUACACAUGCACCCCCCUCUCCCCCAUUUUCUUCUGGGUUUGGAUUUCAAAUGUGUUUGACAGAAUCGGAAGGUCCUGUCUCUCCUCUGUCAAUAUUUGUGGCUGGUUAAUGAUCCACCCCUUGACCUCGUGGCUGUUCCUGGUGUACAUCCAAAUCUCUCUCCCAUCUUCCCGUACAAAGAUAAGACAAAACAAGGAACCAGCAGGCAGUCGGUGUGUUCUCAGCGCUGGCCGACAUGGAGAGCAGUUCCUCGCCUGUGCUGUUUCUCCUCCUGCUGUGCUGCAUCAACACCAGUUGCCUGUUUUCAUUUUCAGUGUUUCUGAGAAAAGAAGCAGCACACGAGGUGCUGAAGGUCCAUAAGCGUGCCAACUAUUUCCUCGAAGAGAUUCGUCCGGGGAACUUGGAGAGAGAGUGCAAUGAGGAGACGUGCUCCUUUGAGGAGGCCAAGGAGAUCUUCCACUCGCAGGAGAAAACGACAGAGUUUUGGUUCAAUUACAAAGGUUUAAACCCAUGUAGCACAAACCCCUGUAACAACGGGGGAGUCUGCAAGAUACGGAACUACAAUUACUUCUGCAUCUGCCCCCCGAAAUUUGGAGGACACCACUGUGAAAAAGCGCAGGCGGAGUGCUGGCACGGCAACGGGGGCUGCUGGCACUACUGUGGCGCCGCGGCCACCGGCGUGGCCUGCUCCUGCGCCGCGGCCUACGUCCUGCACCGCGACGGGCAGCGCUGCGUGCCCGCAGCCCCAUUCCCAUGUGGUCUGAUCCAAGCCAGGCAGGACAGGCUCCCGAGGGCACUGCGCGGGCACGGCCGUGACACAGCGCAGAACAAGAGCACGGGGGACACAGCUGGGCAGCUGGAGCUGGAACAAAGUGCUGCUGGGCAGAAUGAGACCUUAAAGGCUGCCCUUGGGCUGGGCAGGGACGUUGCUGCUGGACAGACAGAGGCAGCAGGACGUGCUUCCAGCUGGGACACGACACUGGGGGACUCUGUGACCCAAGUGGCACCAGGGGACUGGGAAAAUGGUUCAGACUCACCUCAGGCCAUCCAGGGAAACGUCAGCUCCACCCUCGAGCACAAUGGCUCCAGGAUAACGGGAGGAACACUAUGCCACCGUGGCCAGUGUCCCUGGCAGGUGUUGCUGCGGAACAGCAGAGACGUGGGGUUCUGCGGAGGGAGUUUGCUCAGCAGCCGCUGGGUGCUCACUGCUGCCCACUGCCUGGAUCUGGUGCGGCCGCACCACGUCACCGUGGGCGACUUUGACAAGUACCAGAGAGAAUUCAAAGAACAGAAGGUCGCGGUGGAGCGGAGCUGGACACACCCCCAUUACGACUCCAACAGCUACGACGGUGACAUCGCGCUGCUGUACCUGAGCAGCGACGUUGUGUUUACCGAGUUCGCGCUGCCCAUCUGCCUGCCCAGCCCCGGGCUGGCCGCGCUGCUCACCGAGGACGGCCGGGCCGGCGUGGCCAGCGGCUGGGGAGCCACGCACGCCCGCGGCUCCCCCCUGCGCUUCCUCAUGAGGGUCCGGCUGCCCGUGGUCAGCCUGGAGCGCUGCCGGAGCUCCACGCCCCGCCUCCUCACCGACAACAUGUUCUGCGCCGGCCACGGCUCCGAGGCGGCCGACGCCUGCAAGGGGGACAGCGGCGGCCCCUUCGCCGCCUCCUACCGCGGCACCUGGUUCCUCCUGGGCAUCGUCAGCUGGGGCGAGGGCUGCGCGCAGCCCGGCAAGUACGGCGUGUACACCAGGGUGGCCAACUACCUCUCCUGGAUCAAACAGACCGUUGAAAGUGUAGCAGAUGCAAAAAACUUCUCCCUUGACUUUUCUCCACAGGGGCUGUGACAGCAGGGAGAGCCCUGAGCCCUGCCCUGGUGCAGCAGCUGCCCUCCUGGCCCCCGGGGGUAAAGCCGCAGUACCAGCCCUUUAUCCAGGUG